This is a messenger RNA of Arachis ipaensis, 1699 nucleotides long. It is a transcript of the gene CYP76G1, whose product is annotated as cytochrome P450, family 76, subfamily G, polypeptide 1. Lineage: Eukaryota; Viridiplantae; Streptophyta; Magnoliopsida; Fabales; Fabaceae. The record is from RefSeq and is a predicted model, not a curated record. Gene Ontology annotation, molecular function: iron ion binding; oxidoreductase activity, acting on paired donors, with incorporation or reduction of molecular oxygen; heme binding.
UAGAGUGGCAUAGGCAUCAUGCAUUACGAGGUUGUAGGAUUGGUGGUAGCUAUGUUAGUGUGGAUGGGUUGUGCACUAAUCAGAGAACGCAGGCACCGGAGAUUGGAGGAGCUAAGGCAGCUUCCACCGGGACCAAGAUGGUGGCCGGUGGUCGGCAACAUCUUCCAACUAGGUUGGUCUUUGUCACCACACGAGUCUUUCGCAAAGCUGGCUCGACACCACGGUCCAAUCAUGACUCUCUGGUUAGGGUCCAUGUGCACCGUGGUAGUCUCCUCCAGCGAGGCUGCAUGUCAUAUGUUUAAAAACAAUGAUGUCAUUCUCGCUGGUAGGAAAAUCUACGAAGCUAUGAGGGGUCCUUACGGAUGUGAAGGCUCCCUCAUAACCUCGCAGUACGGCCCGCACUGGCGCAUGCUGAGGCGACUUAGCACAACAGAAUUUUUCGCGACGAGUCGCUUAGAUGCCAUGCGGGCCGUGCGUGCAAAAUGCAUAAACCGCAUGGUGCAGAUCAUAGAAGGUGCGGCUGGAGAUGAAUCCUCCGGCGGCGUUGAGGUGGGGAGAUUGUUCUUCAUGAUGUCGUUCAACCUGAUUGGGAACCUGAUAUUCUCGAAGGAUUUGUUGGAGGGUGAGAUGGAGAGAGGGGCGAGAUUCUACGAGCAUGCGGUGAAGGUGAUGGAGUAUGCAGGGAAGCCGAAUGUGGCGGAUUUCAUGGGGGUGCUGAAGUGGGUUGAUCCGCAGGGAAUACGGCGGAGGACGCAGUAUCACGUGGAAAAAGCAUUCGAGAUUGCUGGAUGGUUCAUUAAAGAGAGGAUGGAGAGUGGGUGCGGAAGGGGAAUGAGUAAAGAUUUCUUGGAUGUGCUUUUGGAGUUUCAUGGAGAUGCUGCCACUGGCCCUUACACUUUCUCUCCAAGAAUCAUCAACGUCGUCGUCUUUGAAAUGUUUACGGCGGGGACAGACACAACAACGAGCACACUGGAGUGGGCAAUGGCGGAGCUGUUGCACAACCCAAGAGCCCUGGAGAAGGUGCAGACGGAGCUGAGGACGAAGAUUGGGCCCCACAGGAACAUGGAAGAGAACGACAUCGACCACCUUCCUUAUCUGAAAGCAGUCAUCAAAGAAACCCUGAGACUGCACCCACCUCUACCGUUCUUGGUCCCUCACAUGGCGAUGGACUCUUGCAAGCUGCAGGGCUACCACAUCCCCAAGCACUCGCAAGUUCUGGUCAACGUUUGGGCCAUUGGAAGGGACCCGAAGGCCUGGGACGCUCCAUUGCUCUUCUGGCCUGAGAGGUUUAUGCACAUGGAUCAUGUGGAUUUCAAGGGUCACCACUUUGAGUUCAUACCCUUUGGCUCUGGUAGAAGAAUGUGCCCUGCCAUGCCACUUGCUUCUAGGGUGCUCCCACUCGCACUUGGAUCUUUGUUGCAUAAGUUUGACUGGGUUCUACCACGUGGCAUGAAUCCCCACGAGAUGGACAUGAGAGAGGGCUUCGGAAUUACUCUCAGAAAAGCUCUUCCUUUGAAGGCCAUACCACUCCCUCACUACUCUUCUACAAAACAGGGGACCUCAACAUAAUUUUAUGGUGUGUUAAAAGAAACAAUAAAUCAUGAAAUUAUCAUAUUCUGCAAAAGGGUUUAUGUUAUUCAUGAAAUUACAUAAUUAGAGAGAAAACACAAAUUUAAUCAAAGACACGUGUUAUUAGAUA